Messenger RNA from Thermothielavioides terrestris NRRL 8126, 177 nucleotides. RefSeq lists its product as uncharacterized. NCBI's taxonomy places the organism in Eukaryota, Fungi, Ascomycota, Sordariomycetes, Sordariales, Chaetomiaceae. The transcript has a single exon. The record is from RefSeq and is a predicted model, not a curated record. The annotation marks the transcript as partial.
AAGGAUUAUAUAAGGAAGGUAUAUAAGGUCCUCCAAAGACUAAGGGAUAUAGGCCUCAACUUAGACCUCAAAAAAUAUAUAUUUAUAGUAAAGGAAGUUAAAUACCUAGGGUAUAUUAUAGAGGCAAGGGUCUAUAUCCGCCCUAACCCUAAGAAGAUCAAGGCCAUUUAUAAGUAG